Messenger RNA from Chelonia mydas (Green sea turtle), 4915 nucleotides. RefSeq names its product coagulation factor XIII A chain (gene F13A1). NCBI's taxonomy places the organism in Eukaryota, Metazoa, Chordata, Testudines, Cheloniidae. Bases 219 to 2444 code for a protein of 741 amino acids. The transcript is spliced from 15 exons. The record is from RefSeq and is a predicted model, not a curated record. Gene Ontology annotation, molecular function: protein-glutamine gamma-glutamyltransferase activity. Gene Ontology annotation, biological process: blood coagulation, fibrin clot formation; peptide cross-linking.
AAGGCUCCAGCAGCUGUUGCUGCUGCCUGGAGGUGGCGUGGGGAGGGCUUGCCAAGAAGGGAAGUCUCCCAGCCCUGCAGGGGGGUGGGGAAGGGAAGGGGAUAUACUGCAGUUACUUAAGAGCCCCCAACUAUUGCCAGAUUUCAUCGCACUUGAGAACGUCUACCAGGAGCAGAAAAGAGAACAUCUGAAAAGAAGGGGAUUGCAACACUGUAAGAAUGUCUGAACCAACGCACACUGACAAAGAGAAAAAAAAAACAAUUCCCCCUAGCCUGAGUGGCCGCAGAGCCCUCCCUCCAAACAUCUCCAAUGCUGAAGAAGAUGAGGUCCCUGUCAUGGAGAUGACUGGUUUGGUACCUAGGGGAUUUAACCUGAAAGAUUUUUUGGAAGUUAAGGAAGUUCACAUGUUCAAGGGAGACCAGGAUGUUAACAAGCAGGAGCACCAUACUGACAAGUACUACCACCCUAAGUUGAUUGUACGCCGUGGACAGCCUUUCCUUAUCCAAAUUGACUUCAACCGUCCUUACAAACCUGAAAAGGACCAGUUCUGGGUGGAAUACCUUAUAGGUCGUUAUCCACAGCAAAACAAAGGCACUUACAUCCCAAUCCCUGUGGUUGAAGAACUGCAAAGCGGGACAUGGGGAGCCAAGAUUACCUGGAAGGAGGACAGUUCCAUUAGGCUGUCCAUUAUGUCUGCUCCGACCUGCAUUGUGGGGAAAUUCCGCCUCUACGUCGCUGUCCUGACUCCCUAUGGCAUCCUCCGGACAAAGAGAAACCCAGAGACUGACACCUACAUACUCUUUAAUCCCUGGUGCCCAGAGGAUUCUGUGUUUCUGGAUGAUGAGAAGGAAAGGGAAGAGUAUGUCCUGAAUGACCUUGGUGUUGUUUUCCAUGGAGACAUCAACAGUAUAAAAUCCAGAAGCUGGAAUUAUGGUCAGUUUGAAGAGGGCAUUCUGGACGCUUGCCUACACUUGAUGGAUAGAGCAAAACUAGAUCUCUCUGGGCGGGGAGACCCAGUCAAAAUCAGUCGCGUUGGAUCUGCAGUGAUCAAUGCUAAAGAUGAUGAGGGAGUGGUUGCUGGCAGUUGGGACAAUAUUUAUGCUUAUGGAGUAGUACCGUCAGCCUGGACUGGAAGUGUAGACAUCCUGUUGGAAUAUCAUAGCUCUGGUAUGCCAGUGCGGUACGGUCAGUGCUGGGUCUUUGCUGGAGUCUUCAAUACAUUUCUGAGGUGCAUAGGGAUACCUGGAAGAAUUGUUACCAAUUAUUCCUCUGCCCAUGAUAACAAUGCCAAUUUACAACUGGAUAUCUUUGUAGAUGAAGAAGGGAAAAUGGACUCCAAACUCACAAAAGACUCAAUCUGGAACUAUCACUGCUGGAACGAGGCAUGGAUGGCAAGACCUGAUCUUCCCGUUGGUUUUGGAGGAUGGCAAGUCGUAGAUAGUACUCCUCAAGAAAACAGUGAUGGUAUGUAUAGAUGUGGCCCUGCUUCCGUUCAAGCUAUUAAACAUGGUCAUGUCUGCUUCCAGUUCGAUGCGCCUUUUGUUUUUGCAGAGGUAAACAGUGAUGUUGUUUACUCAAAAGCAAUGAAAGAUGGGACCAGAGUGAUUGAACACAUUGAUAAGACCCACAUUGGGAAAUUAAUCUUGACCAAGGAAAUUGGUAGUGAUGGAACCAAGGACAUUACUGAGCAGUACAAGUUCCAGGAAGGCACAGAAGAAGAGAGACUGGCCCUUGAGACAGCUCUGAUGUAUGGCAUUAAAAAGGUUACCCAGGAUACUAUGGAGCAGGCAGGGACCGAUGUUGACAUGGACUUUCAAGUGGAAAAUGCAAUACUUGGCAGUAACUUCAAAGUCACUGUAACUUUCAGAAACAACAGCCACACCCGUUACACUGCAACAGCCCAUCUGUCUGGCAAUAUUGUGUUUUAUACGGGUGUCACGAAGAAUGAAUUCAAGAGCCAUACUUUUGAUGUGACACUGGAACCCUUGGCAUCUAAAAUUUCUGAGGUCUUAAUCAAAUCAAGUGAGUACAUGAGUCAGCUGCUGGAACAGGCCUCUUUGCACUUCUUCGUCACAGCACGUCUCAAUGAAACGAAAAAGAUUCUGGCCAAGCAGAAGACCUCUGUACUGCAAAUCCCCAAGCUGCACAUCAAGGUUCCUGGAGAGAAGGUAGUUGGUAAGGAAAUGUCUGUGAUAGUAGAAUUCACCAACCCACUGAACCAAAAGCUUGUGAACGUCUUGGUACGUCUCGAUGGACCUGGCUUACUGAGGACAACCACAAAAAUGUUCAGGGAAAUUCCGAAGAAUUCUACUUUGACCUGGGAAGAAAAAAGUUUUCCAAGACAAGCUGGCAUUCGAAAGCUAAUUGCAAGCCUGAAUUGUGAUGCCCUACGACAUGUCUAUGGCGAGCUAGACCUAGAGGUUGAAAGGAAACCACUCCUGUGAGCCAGACGUCACUUCUUCAGUCUCUCAUUUUUGUGUGUUUAUAGGGGAAAAACAGUUAAGAAAUAUUUUCAGCUCUCAUUGUCCUAGAGAUCCAAAUACAUGUAUAUGUCAAUGAAGCAAAGUAACAGAAAACAGCAGGGAGGGUUGGGAAUGCAUUUAUUUGGUUAUGAGUGUUCCAAAUUAAGAUAAUACUAGUUAAAGCAACUUCAGGCCAUAUUACUCUUCUAAUUCACAUGAAUGUACACCCCUUUGUGUUGGUACUGGGAGGGAGAAGGUUCCAUUCUCCAAAACACUCUGAACUUUAGUUUUAAUUAGAGCUUGAUAUUCACUAACAAAAACUUAUGAACUCAUAUGGUAAAAGAUGAUUUAUGUAACCUAAGGGGUUGCUUUAUCUUGUGGUGGUAAAGUUUUCAAAUUCACAGAGCAGCUCAUUUUGUUGAAAGGAUUUAUCAGGGUUUGGUACCUCAAAGCUGCUGCCAGUUAGCACUCUGCUAUGCCCUCUUGCUGUGUCUUUACCCCACUCUGUCUGCUGCUAGUGCACUGUCCCUCUCAUUUGUCCCUAGGCCACCAUCUCUGCCCCGGGAUCAGUGCACCAAGCUCCCAGUUCAUUAGUCAAAAUCUUUCACCUGUGUUUAAAGGCUUCUGUCUUGCCACAUCUACCUUGUCUCCUUACUACACUUAGUAGGGGCCUUAUUAUUCCUUCAUUCCAUGUGUGUAGAAGACAGCUGGUGCUGACAGAAGGUGUUCCAUGCCCCUUUAUGGAGUUCAGGCUCCACAGACCUGGAAAGUGGGCAAAUAGGGAUAGAAAGGUGUGGACAGGCAGCAGGCUGGGAGUCCCUGGAUUCUACUCCUCCCAAACCCACAAAGGAAGCAAGUGCAAAUGAAUAAGUCCUCUCUGCGCUGUGGAACCUUUCAGGAUGGUUCAAGAGGCAGCUGUGAUCAAGUGAGCUCCUGGUAUCUUGGUUUUUGCAGGAGCAGCAUUCUUCAUUAGCUAAUAGGAGCCAGUGGGGCUGAGCAUGGCAGAUGCCCCUUAGUUUUGGGAGAGCUCCCAAUGAAGAUUGGCACAGAUCUCUGGGUAGUCCCAGGGUAGAGGAUGGAAUCAUAGCUUCUUCCUGGGGGAGGGUACAGCCACAUCCCCUGAGAGACGGAAACUCUAAAGCCCGAUUUCAGUGUCUUCUCUCCUUUACAACUUAUUCCUGCAUAAGGAAGAAUGGGACCCCAGGCUUCUCAUUUCUAAGACUGAUCCUACCCAUAGCUGUUACUGACAUUUCUAUGGAUUCCAUUCUCACCGUUCUUCUUGCACCACUGCUACUCAGCUGAAAGGGAAGUACUUCCUGGCGUGUUCUGUGUAAUGCUGUGGCUCUCAGUGAUGUUGAUGUGACUUAGGAGAGACAGUGCUGCCACUGACACUGAGCCAUAUUAAGAUUUUUUUCUAGGGGAUUUGAAUUUUACUCCUAAAUACACAUUUCCUCCCCAACCCCAAAACAUACCUUGUUUCCCUGUGUGUAUUAUGAAUGCCUACUGAAAUACUUUACAGCAUUUUAUUCAUUAUAAAACAAGUGGGGGGGGGGGAGGGAGAGGGAUGGGUCUCAAAUUAUUCUGCAUCUGCAGUAAAAACCUUUGCUUGCCAAGCUGUAGAGAUUUACUGUAUGGAAAAGAACACAGCCCAUGCUAACAAACUGCAUGUGUGGGAUACUUCAUCAUUUUAAAGGGAGAUGAGAGGAAGCGGGUACAAACCUCACAUCUAUUAAAUAAUAUAGCUUUACUGUGCAGUUUAUAGGUGACAUGUUAUCUGAUCAACGAGAGAAAGAUGCUUUGCCUUAACCUCUCCAGUCCCAUGCUCCUCUUCUUUCCCCAUGAUCUCUCCCCUCCCCACACUCACAGAACCUCUACCCAGGUAAAAGUAAUUUCUUUAGGACAAGUAAGCGCAGAAAUUCUCUCAAGGACAGGCAGCUAUCUAGGGGAGAGAUGGCUUGCUUUUUUGUUAGAGUAUAUGGGACAAAUUUUCAAACAGAGACACAAGUUGCACUUACAAAAUUUUUAUGUAUAUCUCAUACUACAGUGCUGAGUAUGGGACAGAAAGAUAAGUACCCAUUGCCUGCCUAAGUGGGCAUGUUCACAUGGGGAAUGGGUAGGCGUAUACCUAAAGAGUACCUGUUAGCACCUGGGCUUUAAUGCAGCCGUGUUCACACAGGGUUUUGCCAGCUCAACUUACAUUACCUCAUUUGAAAAUUUGUCCUUACCUGUCCAAAGGCUCUCAAGGAGCCCUCUGUGUUUAGCAGUUAACAGCAUGCUGAAAAUGCGUUACAGCAAAUUAUGUUUAGUGAUCAUAUGUUCCUUGUUCAAUUCUACAGUAUCUAAUACAAAAUAUCCACAUUUUGCUACUGAGUAUAAAUCUGCUUGCUUCUGUGCAUUUUUAAUUAGAACAUAAUAAAAACCUUAAAAUAAAGCCAGUCUGAUUAUGCAAUAGA